GUGCUAUUUUUGAAUGAUCAGCUCUCCUCUACACAAAGUUCUACAGCUUACUUGACUAGUCAAUGCUCCUCUCUUUCCUCUGUUACUCAAAUAUACACUUCGAUUCUCUAAAAUUUACUGGAUUUUGAUAAAUCACGAUGGCCUCCUGUCUAGUAAACGUUAAGGAAGUGUGGGAUAGACAGCGCAAAAACAGCCCCAUCUAUGCUCUGCUAUUGGAAGACAUUGAGGUUUAUCAUGCCGAAACGGGCCUCAUCAAAGCAAGAUUACUUGUCAAAAGUCUCCAUGUCAACUCUAAAGGCACUUUGCACGGCACACUGUCAGCGUGCGUAGUUGACUGGGCAUCCGGUAUGGCCAUUGCUUCUCAUGGUGCUACCAGUACCGGAGUCAGUACGGAUAUGUCCGUUUCCUUCCUCUCGACAGCGAAGGAGGGAGACAUUGUGGAGAUUGAAGGGCGAACGGGAAAAGUUGGGAAAACGCUUGCAUUCACAACGGUUACUAUUUCAAAAGAGACGGAAGGGAAGAGAACCAUCGUCGUCCAGGGCUCUCACACAAAAUAUGUCCGUCAAUAGUGAGUGGGUUGCAUGAAUUGAUAAGGUUGAUAACUUAAAAUUCUUCAUUCGCAAGACCUUUUCGUCGAUCCUAACGUAUAUCUUUUCGUAUUCCUGCCUUUCGUUCGACUUCGUCGUUAAAGCCUCAGAUAGCAUAAUACAACCAAGUAGAAAACAUAUAAAU
Messenger RNA from Talaromyces proteolyticus, 732 nucleotides. Its product is annotated as HotDog domain-containing protein. The record is from RefSeq and is a predicted model, not a curated record. The transcript has 2 exons. Lineage: Eukaryota; Fungi; Ascomycota; Eurotiomycetes; Eurotiales; Trichocomaceae. The coding region runs from base 138 to 569 and encodes 143 amino acids. Gene Ontology annotation, molecular function: fatty acyl-CoA hydrolase activity.